Ctenocephalides felis (cat flea) is the source of this 3096-nucleotide messenger RNA. Its product is annotated as muscle M-line assembly protein unc-89-like. The transcript has 8 exons. The record is from RefSeq and is a predicted model, not a curated record. The coding region runs from base 1 to 3096 and encodes 1031 amino acids. NCBI's taxonomy places the organism in Eukaryota, Metazoa, Arthropoda, Insecta, Siphonaptera, Pulicidae.
AUGCCCAUUAUCGAACAAAAUUCUAAUGAUACAAAAUCCAUUUACAUGAAACAGGAAAUUAUUACCCAAUCUAGUUCGCACUCUAGCACUACUUAUGGCAGUGGAGAACCCAAGCAUGUAGUUCAUCAAGUAACUAGUCAAUCUCACAGUACAGAGAAACAGAUUAACAAUGAACCACCAGUUGUAACUCAAACGCAAAAAAUUGAAGAAUAUCAUCAAACAGAUAAAGAACCAGCUUCAACACGAGAGGAAACACUAUCCAGUACUACUAUGGAUCAAAACACCAGCAUUACGGAAUCGGUAACGACAAAAAUUGAACCAGUGAAAAUAUUUCAUCAUGUACGAAAAUCAGUUUCACCUAGAUUUAUAUCUCCAUUGGUGGGGAGGAUUGUCGAUAAGGGUUCAGAUAUUGUGCUGGAAGGUAUUGUAGAUGGAUACCCAACACCUGUGGUAAAGUGGACAAAGAAUGGGCAAGAUUUGUACGUGAGUGGAAAUGUAAUCAGUAUGACUUAUGAAUUCAACAAAGCUAGAAUAGAAUUGAAAAAUGUUGGAAUAGAAGACGCCGGUAGAUUCACGUGUACGGCAACUAAUAGUGCAGGCGUUGUUAGCAGCACAGCAGAUAUUGUUGUUAAGAAAUCCGUUUUUCCGCCUGUUUUCGGACGACGGCUACAAGCACAAGUUGUGAAGAAAGGUGAUAGGGUCAUUAUGGAAGUUGAAGUUUCUGGUACACCUGAACCAACUGUUACGUGGCAUAAAGAUGGUAAACCAAUUCAAGAAGCAAUGGCAAAUCCUUUUCGAUUAAAAACACAAGGGCUGUGUCAUCAAUUAAUCAUCGAUAAAGUAUCCAUGGAAGAUACAGGAAAAUAUAUGGUACGUGCCAUAAAUGCUGGAGGUGAAGCUCAAAGUAUAGCAGACUUUGCAGUAUUUGAACCUACUCCCGAUACUAUGGUUGAAGUUGUUAAGACUAUGGUGUAUGAAGAUUUACAAGAUCAAACCCAAAAAGAUGCGACAAUCAAAAAUAUUUCGAUGACGUCUCGCGAAAUUAAGAUCAGUGACAAGUUGGAACCUUUUCCUUACAAACCUGAUGCUCCUAAACCGAAAAGAGCAUCAUGCCCGCCACCGCCGAGUCCUUCCAAAUUCGUUAAAGGCGAAUUUCGCGAAAGUGACUAUGAAAGCGAUUAUGAUUCUCGAAUUCCAGCAAUGUGGCGACCAAUCGAGUCGGAUACGGAUGAAAAGACUUAUAGACCGGUGCGUGUAUCUCUAAGUGCCCCAAAAUCGGGCAGAUAUUCUCAAAAUUCCGACGGUCAGAAGUCACCAACACCUCCUACAGAAUUUGAUAAUCCUCCCGAGUUUACCGGACCACCCAGGCCUAAAUUCUCGCCAAUUGAAAAGCUAGAUACCAAAACAAAAACUUUUGAAAAUAAUAAAACGAUUACGAAACAACAAAUAUAUAAGCCAAAACCUGUAGCUGCAAAAGCUCUUGUUCAAGAUUACAUAAUUGCUACACCUGCUGUUAGAAAAGAAAUAAUUUUACAGCCAGGUCCACAGCCUGAAAUGGGAUACGUGCCGCCACCAAAACGUACACAGUAUUAUACUGGAAAAGCUGGUAUUCCGGUUGCAAAUGCUAUAGAGACAUCAAAAUGCAUGCAGUUUAAUGAAUGUACUGAGAGCAGCCAUCGAGUACUAAAUAUUAGUCAGACUACUCGAGUAAUAAAAUUCGGUGAAGAUACAAGACAAGAAACUAAAUUAGAACCUUUUCCUUACAAACCGGAAGCUGAAAAACCUAAGACUAGAUCCGCCCCGGGUUCAGUGCCAAAACCUAAGAAAUUUAUACCUGGUGAAUUCAGGGAAAGCGAUUACGAGAGCGAAGUGGAAUCGACAAGAAUCAAGGCAAAAUGGGCUCCUCCGGACAGUGAUUCUGAAGAACCUUACUACCGUAAAGUUCGUGCACCUGUAUUUACUAGAUCAGCAAGUUUACCUAGAUCUUAUGGAAGAGUUAUGACCCCUAUGGAAUUUGACAAAGAACCGCCAGUUAUGCCGACAGAAAUUUCCAAAACGUUAGACAUACGAAAAUCUAUGCAAAUGAAACAAGAUAGUUAUAAAAAAGAAACUUUUACCAAUGUCGCGACAAGUUUAGCAAAUUCUCAUAUGACGGACAUGUCGGAAAUGUUUAGAAGUAAAGUGCACAGAUUUGCAGAUGAUGUUUUGACUGAUGUAAAGCAGCAGAGCAAGCAACAGAAACCUAUCUUGAAGACAUCGCAGCAGAAAUUGAAUGUAGAAGACGGCGGAAGCAAUGCGCAAGCUUACAGGGAGGAAUCACGUUUCGCUCAAUACGGAACUAAGCACAUAGAUCCAGACACUGGCUUGAUAUAUUUCAAAUACGAUUUUGGUUAUGAGUUCGGUAUUUUGUUCCCCGGCGAGGGAAAGAAAGUUUUGGCCGGUGGUGGUUCCUCUGCAAAGUCGUCCGGGCGCACCGGCGACAUAGAAGUUCCAAUCAUACACGAAAAGUCGAACGGUGUUCAGCAGGGUUUCAAUACCUUGCCAUUGUGUAAAAAGCCCCAAAGUACUCACAAAAACGUGAAAUGGGAAUCGGAGAGCGAGUGGUCGGAUGCGGAAGAAAUGAAACACCAAGGCUGGAGAUACGAUCAACCUACACCCAGUCCGAAAUCUUUAUCUCCCAGCAUACCGUCGCAGUCGCCACGAUAUUUCUAUCAACCUGAUGCUUCAGAUCGCAGCUGCAACAGCACUCCAGCCAGCUCAAGAGUAUACUCCACUGGACACAAUGGUGAAAUAGCUAAACCUCCUUUAUUUAUAACACCUCUCAAAGAUAUAGCAGCAGUUUCUGGUCAAUCAGCAAGGUUUGAGUGUAUUGUCCAAUCAGAACCAAGUCCGUCUAUUGUUUGGGCAAAAGAUGGACGAAUGUUGCAGCCAACACUGAAUCAUGAAACUUAUUUUAGAAAUGGUGUUUGCAGGCUGAUUGCUAAAAAGCAUAUCCAGCCUACAGACUUCGAAAGGGCGUAUACCGCUAUAUGUUUUUAUGUGGGCGAAAAGCAUGUUGACUUCAGUCUUGUUUGCUUGUCAAUACAUCAUAUUUGA